AUUUGCACAAACGGUGAAUCUGCAUCCAUUCAAAUUAACUCAGGAAUCGACUAUAGAAUGACUAAAGGAAAAACUAAGUGGAAGGAGUUUUUGGAGGUAGUAAGUACUCUGCAAUGGGCUUUAACCUUUCUCCUCUUAGGAGUGGCCUGCACUCUCUUGAUGGUGUACCUCAUGUUCACCUCACUGUGGCCGCUCCCCACUCUCUACUUCAUCUGGCAGGUGAUAGACUGGCAAACCCCUGAGAGAGGGGGCAGGAAACAACAACACACAACAUUUGUGAGGAACUGGAGGGUAUGGGAGCACCUCAGGGACUUUUUCCCAGUCAAAUUGGUGAAGACAGCCGAGCUGAAUCCAAACAAGAACUACGUUGUUGGUAUUCAUCCGCACGGCAUCAUGAGUGCCGGGGCCUUCACCUGCUUCAGCACCGAGUGCUGCGGCUUCACCGAGUUGUUCCCUGGGCUGCGAUCCACCCUGGUGAUACUGGCCGGGCUUUUUACUCCGCUCUUUAGGGAGUACUUAAUGUUUGCAGGUCUUCUUCCAGUCAGCAAGCCGAGCCUCGUGCACCUCCUCACCAAAAGAGGGAAGGGAAACGCAGUGGUGAUUGUGAUAGGAGGCGCUGCGGAGUCGCUGGCCUCAGCUCCUGGAGUCAACACUGUGGUGAUGAGGCAGAGGAAGGGAUUUGUCAGGGUGGCCCUGGAGUUUGGGGCCGAUCUGGUGCCAGUUUACUCGUUUGGGGAAAAUGAGCUCUUUAAGCAGGUGAUUUUGUCAGAAGGCAGCAUCGGGCUGAAGUUACAGGUCCUGUUCAAAAAGAUUGUGGGUUUCGCCCCGUGUCUGUUCGUUGGAGAGCACAUGGCCAUCCUGCCCUACAGGAAACCCGUCACAACUGUUGUGGGAAGUCCAAUCUCAGUGCCGAAGCCCUUCAGCCCCACUGAGGAGGAGGUGGACCACUAUCAUAGACUUUACAUGGAGGCCCUGACCAAGUUAUUCCACGAACACAAGGUCAGCUGUGGACUCUCUGAAAGCCACCAGCUCCAGAUCAUCUAGACAACUCUCUUCCAAAUGUAAUAGCUGUUUUUAUUUGAGUGUGGAUCCGAUAGUCCUGAACAUUGACCCUCCAGGUUCUACUGUAGUUUAUGAUAAUAUCUCAUGUGAAUAUGUGCAUAUGUGCCAGUGUGAAACAAUAAAUUGAAUCAAAAUG
Molecule: messenger RNA, 1198 nt
Organism: Eleginops maclovinus (Patagonian blennie)
Lineage: Eukaryota; Metazoa; Chordata; Actinopteri; Perciformes; Eleginopidae
Gene: mogat3b
Product: monoacylglycerol O-acyltransferase 3b
Biological process (GO): triglyceride biosynthetic process
Cellular component (GO): endoplasmic reticulum membrane
Molecular function (GO): diacylglycerol O-acyltransferase activity
Source: RefSeq, a predicted model, not a curated record